UAUCUAUCGCUGAAAUCAUAUGUGCUCGGAGCGAAAAGUAAUGAAGAAUCUUAAGUUAUAUUUCAAUUUACGCACGUCGUCAACAGUUAAAGAACACUUGAGAAACAUUAAAUAAAAAUUAUAAAAUUUACAAUACCUGCCGAAAGAAAUGGCAGGAUUGGAAAGUUACGAAAGAGUGUAUCGAGGACGUUUGGUAGAAACUCAGGAUGCAAAAUUUUAUUUGCAACAAAAAUACCAUGGUCAUGAUGUUAUUCAUCCUUUGGAUAUAUCGACUCCUCAUCCUUUAGCAGAAGAUAGUCCACCUCAUAACGAUGAUGUCGUGGUAAAAAAGUAUAUAGUAUUAGGAUGCAGUCUAGUUGGUCUAAUCACAGAAAAUUUAUUGAUUCAUCCAUUUAUUGUCUUAAGACGACAAUGUCAAGUCAAUCCUGGAUCCAGUAAUUAUCAUUUGAUACCAUUUACUUUAAUUCCUAUAAUGGCACGAUUACAUCAGAGUCAAGGUUUAAAUACUUUGUGGAAAGGAAUUGGUUCUGUCUUAUUAGUAAGAGGCAUGACUCUAGCAAUCGAAGAUUUGAUUUCUAAGCUUACACCAUGGCCAAAAGAAGUAACAUGCAAUAGUUCUUUGAAAGCUUUUGGUCAACACAUACUUCUCAAAUGUGUAUCUCUAGGCAUAGUAACUCCAUUUUAUUCUGCUUCACUUGUGGAAACCGUACAAUCUGAAAUAGCAUCUGAAAGCCCUGGCAUUCUAGAUGUCUUCCGAGAUGGUGCUUUACGUUUGGUUGAAAUUAGCAAUAAAGGCAGACUCAUACCUAUUUAUGCUCUUCUACCGCCUACUAUAGCUUAUGGAGUAACUAAAUAUCUCUUUACUCUCAUUGUAAGAGGUAUUACAAGUCGUAUUAUGCAUAUAAGACAUAAGCAUCGUCAGGAAUAUAUGGGAGCAUAUAGUCGUGAUUUACUAUCUGAAACACUUCUUCAGGAUAUCGAAUUACAAUCAAUAUCAAUUUCUAUGUGCACAGCUGAUGUAUUAUUUUAUCCAUUAGAAACAGUUAUUCAUCGUUUGCAUCUUCAAGGGACACGCACUAUUAUAGAUGAUUUAGAUACAGGAAGGAGUGUCACUCCCUUGUUAACAGGGUACAGUAGUGCCACUGAUUGCUAUCGCACAAUAAUUUCCACAGAGGGCCCAUUAGGUUUAUAUAAAGGAUUUGGAGCUCUUAUAUUACAAUUGGGAGUAUACGUAUUCGUAUUACGUGCAACUAAAUGGAUUUUAACAGAACUAGUAACAAAAUUGAGACCUAAGCCUAAAUGUAAACCUAUUAAAUCGUCUGAAAAUUUAUAUUAUAGAGAUUCAAUGUGAAUAUUUUUUUCUUUUAUAUGUAUAAGUUGUCUAGUAUAUACAAAAAAUAUCUUUAGUAAUUAAUUUAGUAGCUAGAUUCCUAUAACAAUUAUAUACAUGAUAUUUUGUGCUUCUUAACCUUAGGGUACUUCUAUGAUUAAAUAUACAAAAUAUAGAAACAAUGAAAAAUAUAUUAAUAUUGACAA
Molecule: messenger RNA, 1536 nt
Organism: Vespa velutina
Lineage: Eukaryota; Metazoa; Arthropoda; Insecta; Hymenoptera; Vespidae
Gene: Slc25A46a
Product: mitochondrial outer membrane protein SLC25A46
Exons: 6
Coding region: 149-1351 (400 amino acids)
Biological process (GO): mitochondrial fission; mitochondrial membrane fission
Cellular component (GO): mitochondrial outer membrane
Source: RefSeq, a predicted model, not a curated record